CCGACUUCAGAUUGAGAGAAUUCAAGAUGGCUGCUACAGGUUCUGAGUAAAGGGCUCACUAUUCUGGAUCUGCAUGAAGCUCUCCUGAGGUGGUGGUGGUGGUCUCUUCGUGCUGCAUCGUCCAGCUCCUCCUGCCUCCCAUCAUGUCCUCCACCUCCUCCUCCUACUCCUCCUCGGGGGAGACCAGCCCGGAGGACGUACCCCGAGGUGGGGGCACCAUCCGAGUCUACCUCCCCAACAAGCAGAGGACUGUGGUGAACGUCCGCCAGGGGCAGACGGUGCACGAGAGCCUGGACAAAGCGCUGAAAGUGAGAGGCCUGAGCCAGGACUGCUGCGCCGUGUUCCGGCUCCUGGAAGGGCGGAAGAGACUGACGGACUGGGACACAGACAUCACCCCUCUGGUUGGAGAGGAGCUGUUGGUGGAGGUCUUGGAUGACAUUCCUCUCACCAUGCACAACUUUGUACGGAAAACCUUCUUCAAGCUGGCGUACUGUGAUUUCUGCCACAAGUUUCUUUUCAACGGCUUCAGAUGUCAGACGUGCGGCUACAAGUUUCACCAGCACUGCAGCAGCAAGGUGCCGACGGUGUGCGUGGACAUGGACACCGUGAGCAAACGAGGCGACUCCAAUCCCUGCCCAGACGAUUACACACAGAUACUCCCGCCAGAAAAUUCCCCGUCACAGAGCAACCUCGCCUUAACCCCGGAGCCUGCUGGGAUGGACCUCCUGUCGCCCACCUCCACCUUCCACUUCCCCAUGUCGAGUGGAGACGGUCAGUCUCUGCAGAGGCAUCGCUCCACCUCCACUCCCAACGUGCACAUGGUCAGCACCGUGGGCCCGGCGAGUGUCGGCAUCAUCGAGGAAGCGCUGAAGUUCCACAACACAAUGGGUCCAGAGCCGUCGCCGAAGCCCUCCACCAGCCCGCCCUCCUCUAUCGACUCUCCGGGACGGAGACCGCCCAAAUCGCCCUCGGAGCACAAGGAGCGCAAGCCGUCCUCGUCCGACGACAAGAAGAAAGUGCACCGAGGCGGAUACAGAGACUCCAGUUACUACUGGGAGGUCCACUCUCGAGAGGUCAACAUCCAGAAGAGGAUAGGCACCGGCUCCUUCGGGACGGUCUUCAAGGGCAAGUGGCACGGAGACGUAGCAAUCAAGAUCCUCAAAGUGAAAGAGCCCACGCCUGAGCAGCUCCAGGCCUUCAAAAACGAAAUGCAGGUCCUACGGAAGACCCGCCACGUCAACAUCCUGCUCUUCAUGGGCUACAUGACCAAGCCCAACUUCGCCAUCAUCACGCAGUGGUGUGAAGGCAGCAGCCUGUACCGCCACCUGCACGUCACCGAGACCAAGUUCGACACCAUGCGCCGCAUCGACGUGGCCCGGCAGACGGCGCAGGGCAUGGAUUAUCUUCACGCCAAGAACAUAAUUCAUCGAGAUCUGAAAUCCAACAAUAUUUUUCUCCACGAGGGCUGGACCGUGAAGAUCGGCGACUUCGGUUUGGCCACGGUGAAGUCUCGGUGGAGCGGCUCCCAGCAGGUGGAGCAGCCCAGUGGCUCCAUCCUCUGGAUGGCUCCCGAGGUGAUCCGGAUGCAGGACGCCAACCCUUACACCUUCCAGUCGGACGUCUACGGCUACGGAGUGGUGCUGUUUGAGCUGAUGUCAGGGACCCUGCCUUACUCCAAUAUCAACAACAGAGACCAGAUACUCUUCAUGGUGGGCCGCGGUUACUUGUCUCCAGACCUCAGUAAGCUGUAUAGUACCUCACCCAAGUCAAUGAAGAGGCUCAUCGUUGACUGCCUGAAGUUCAAACGUGAUGAGAGGCCCCUGUUCCCGCAGAUCCUGGUAGCCAUCGAGCAGGUUCAAGACCUGCUGCCAAAAAUCGAGCGGAGCCGCUCGGAGCCGUCGCUGCAUCGGGCCGUCCACGCCGAGGACCUGAACCCCCUCCUGUUCCACACCACCAGGCUGAUGCCCCUCUGAGCCCCACCCGCCCCACCCCCGGCUCACCCUUCAGGAAACAAACUGUAGAGAUCACCUAAAGACUCUGUUUGGUUUCAUAGUGAAUCUUCUGCUCUUUUUACACACGCGCCUGCCCGUCGGGUGAGAGAAUGAAAGCACAAACAUGUCGGAACAUCCGAGUAAAUCCAGGCACCGCUCGACUUGCACUCGUCACCUGCCGGGAGGUAUGUUCAGCUCUUCUGGGGGACUCCGUCUUGUUUUGUUGGUUUUUUAUCAGUCAAACAGUCUUACUCGGACCGCCGGGCCUUUCUGUCCGCUUACACAGCCGAGGCCGCUGGGGCAGAUCAGAGCGCAGCAGAGGGAGGCAAACCGGGUAAAUGUGGUGAUUUGAAGGUGGAAUUCAUACAGCCAAUAAAAGGAACGUUCACAUUGGUCCAGAACGUGAGCAAAAAGGAGGAAACGCUGCUGUGGAUGCUGCAUUCAGCGACAGGCCCAGAUCACCUCAGCGAUGAGCGAAAGUAAAGCGCCCUCUUUAUGUGAGGGGGGAUCUGGAAACAAAUGGAGCUUCAUUUCAUCCACCCCCCCUCUGGUAGAAUCCCUUCUCUCGCAAAUCGCCACAUUAAUCAGGUUUUGCAGGUUGUUGUUUCGGCGAGAUGUUUGGAUCUGCAGCCAGCUUUUCCAGAGAGGCCCCUGUGUUCCGACAGUCGUCUGCAGAGAGGCCGUUCAAUCCUCCCGUUCGUCUUAAACACAGCAGUCUGUACUGAAAAUAGGAAAUGUCAACGAAACGCCGGUUGAAAGCAUUUCGCCGUUCCUUUUCUAGACUCCACUGUGAUUCUUUAAUCAGGAUUGAUAGUUUUUUAUAUGCAGACUUUCAGAUUUAUAAACCCAGCACGGGCUUGUGUCCGCUUCAUGUGAGGGUUUUUUUUGUUUUGUUUUUCCUGACAGGACGCUGCAGAGUGCUCAAAACUGUUAAACAUCAGGAAGGGUCAGGAAAACAGAAAAAAGCUUCAUAUUGUGUUUUGACUGCCAGAUGCUGGUUCCUCUGUGGGCACAAGCCCUUUGUUUUCUGAGCUUUUUUAAUUUGAAAUGCAGGCUUCCAUCACACUACACUGAACACCAGCAACGUGCAGGCGCAUCAGAAAGCCAGAGUACAGUGGAAACGAUUCACUGUAAUCAAAUUAAAAUGGUGGAAAUAAUAUAAAUUAUAUUUGAAUAUUUAACAGAGUUUUGUUUUGUCUGUUUUUCCAGCUGUCACAAUCGAAAUUUAAAAAAAUAACUGACAAAACAGUGAACUUUUCCACGGUAUUCUAAGUUUUUGUAGGUGCGCUUGUGUGUAAAAACUCUUUUUUAAACUAUCAGGGUUGCAUGAAGGGCUCGAUGUCUGUGAUCCUGUGCAAAACCAGCGAGUAAACGAAGCACGAAAAGAGAGGGAAGGUGUGUUUUGGGUGGAUUUGCAGCAUAAUGCAGCUUCUUGGCAAUAAUCCCGUAGAGAUCCACAUUCUCAGCUCUGCUGCUCAUCCUACAGAUGUACUUUCUCUUCUCUCUAUGCCUCUAAUUAAUGUGGAGACACUUAAAAAAAAGGGAAUGAACUUUCCAACAAUGUCAUAUUUAUUGCCAAGAAGAAUCCAACUCGCACACAAACACACACACUUUCCUCAGUUUCUGUGCUGCGUUUACUUGUUGGAGCAGCAGAAUCGAGUGUUCAGGGAAACUCUCCGUGGCCACAAACGUCUCUCCACACCUCUUGAGUCUCCGUUCUGUGAUCAGUUACCCAGAAAUGUCACUUCAGACCACAGCGGGGGGCAGUGAUGUCAUUUCCUGUUUCCUCUGCUCGGCCAGGUGCGGACUCUAGGCUCUGUUUACACCUUUUCAAGUGAAAAUGUGAACGUUUGGAGUUUUGGGGGUCUGUUUACACGACAACGGAGCUCGGAGUCACUGAAAAUGCAACUUUUUGAGACUUUUCUGGAACGGUGAGACCGUGUUGUGAUAACAGGGUCUCAGACCGACGCACCGGCGUCGUGAUGCCUUCGGCAGUCUUUCCCUGUCCGGUUUCCUCUUGAUGCCGCACCACAUGUUCUCCCUCUGGUUUUUAUUCCCGACAUUCGUAGGAAACGAAGCCCCGGCAUCCCCCUCUGUUGAAUCCAGCUGCCUUAACGCCGCUGCUGCUGCUGCUGAAAUAUCCCCCGUGCUUCAUUUCUAGCACCUUUCACCACGUGGAUUGGACCGACCGUAGGUGUGAUCACAUGUAGAACCGCUGAACGUCACGGAGUGGAGACACCCCGCACCGCUUCCUCUCUGAGAGACGUCGGUCUGACGUCAGCUGGUUUCUCAGCUCCGUCUCGUUCUCAACUUUUUGUUUCACGUUCGUUUUUGUUUAAGCCGACAUGCUGUAAGUCAACGGACUGUUGGGAUAUGAGCCUUCAGUUUGAAGUCUUUAAUAAGAAGCCAUCCGAUGAAGGUUUUCAUCUCCCCAAUCAUUAACAUUAAUCGGGCAAGUUCCGGGUUUCCUCACCUUACAGAGAAAAAACAAAAUUUUUUUGGUACAAAAACUUCGGACUUUCCAAAGAAUCCUGCGGUAAAUACAUGACGACAUUUCCCUGCAUAGCUGGGAUUAGAUUGAUUUUCAUGGUGGAGCUCUGUGGUCCAGAUCUCAAACAUCAGCUCCAGGUUCAAACACCUGAAUGUCUCCGGUCAUACUUCAUGUCUCCAGGCCGGUGGUCAGUUAUUGGAGUUUGAAAGAGGCUGGCCUGGACAGGUGGGGGUCAGUUCCCCUCCCCUCGGCCCUCAGCUCUCUCCGGUGUGUUCGGUAAGCUUCCGGCAGCGCAGUAGUGACCGUUUUCACAGUUCUCUGUGUAAACGAACCGGUGAGGCAUUCCGUUUGGUGUUAAUACGUCAAUAAUUCCCAGCAGACCUCUGCUCUGACACUGUCCGAGAACCAGAACAAGACUGGGAUCGGGCGGUGGAGCCUGCCCAUCGCUGCCAUUUCAAGGGCUCCUGCUUUCGUCUGCUGUUGACUGGGUGUUGAGUCAGUGUUUGGCCUCACUGCGGUGGUGUGGGAGGGUGGGUGGGGUGGGGGGUUUGGUGAACACCAUGUGACUGAAACUUUACCGCCGCCGACGUUUGACGGCAGUUUUUUUGUUUUGUUUUUAGUUGUGAAUCUUUAGGGGCUGGGUACCCUAACAGUUCUGACUCAUUCCAGAUCUCUCUGUGGGACAAGGGUCGGGUGUCGUGAUGUGGGUUUAACCAGCGGCGGGUGGGGUUUAAGAAAGACUUGACUUUCCGUCUUUCGUUUAUUUAUUUGAUGUCUUCGGCGGACGCUCUGGUCUGCGACCGCGGCUCUUCACGCGGUUCCCCAGAACGUCUGGGUCCCUUCUCGCCCGGCGUGACGCUCUCUCCUCAUCCAACGCCAAUGUUUCUAUCAGCACGGUACUGUCUGCGCCCCACCAGCAGCUUCUUCUCUCAAACUCUGGAGGAAUCUGUGAGCACCAACUCGUCAACAAACCUUGUUCACAGCAGUUCACUACAACCGAAUCUGUUGGCGAUAAACUGAAAGUGUGUUUAAACGCAGACUGUUGGUAUGAAGAUGGACGAAGCGUCUCUGUUCUCUUCAGAUGUGUCACAUUGAAGCCAAAAUAUCUCGGAUCGCAGCCAUCUUCAGCUUAGCCGUGUGUCGCUCACAGUGUAGCUUCAGGGAACGACGUUGAAUCGCUAAAAUGAAAUUAAGCUAAAUUACUGAAUCAGGAGGGGUUUUAUUGUUCAAAGCCAAGAAAAACAUUUUCUUUUCAUUUUUGUUCUCUCCCAGUUUGACUUUUACAAGAUGAGAGAAUGAAGAUUUUCUCAUUCAUGUUUUAUCUUUUCAGGCUGCAGCUCAGCCUUUUAGAAGAUACUGUGAUUCAUUUGUUUUCCAUUUUUCUGUGAAAAUUCAACCCCCCCCCCCCCCCCCCCCCCCCACCCCCCCCCCAAAAAAAAAAACAUAUAACAAAGCAUAUUUUUCAAUAUAUGAUACAUUGUAAGUAAUUAUAAUUAAAAUUCCCAUCAAAUUAACUGGUUUGGUUUCGAAUUGCCCGAAAAAACUGCCUUUAUAACCUUGAUCUUUAGUUUUUAGUGUUCCUGUUAACUUGAUGUGAUUGUAGACAUUUUGGCUUCGUGUGUCGGCGGUGUUGUCCAUCUUUCAUCUGAAGUCUGCAGUUUAAACUGUUAAUUCUGUUUUCUGCGUCUCUAUUCUUCAGAAACUUCUCAAUCAGAAAGCACUUCUCACGCUUUCUGUUUAUUUUUUUCCUCUCUCGUUCACUGAAGAUUAUCUCACCUAUCAAACAAGUGCCGCACUGUAAGAAAUAAAAUAAAAUCCCUCACGCAGGCUCACUGGGGAGCCUCUCGGGGGCGCCAGAGGGCUGAAAAUGGGAAGAAGAAGAGAGAGAGAGAGAGCUGUAUCAGAGUAGGUCAUGUGUUUCCUCUUUUCAUAUCUGUAGGUGAAUUGCAAUACUUGUGUCUCUAGUUUCUGAGGUGUCAGGGGUGUUCAGUUUGCAAUAAAUGGUAUAUUCUGCUGUGUACAGUUACAUUUUGUUUUUUAAUUACGAAAAAAAAAUUGUACUUGUUUCUAUUUUUUGUGUGACGGUUUCAAAAAGAACAAAAUUAUUUUAAAGUUUUAAGGAAAUCUUAGUAUUUUUUUAGGUUGUUUUGUCUUAAAAUAUUGAUGCAGGAGUUAUUCUUUAAAUAAAUUUGUCUGUGUUAAA
Molecule: messenger RNA, 6685 nt
Organism: Salarias fasciatus (jewelled blenny)
Lineage: Eukaryota; Metazoa; Chordata; Actinopteri; Blenniiformes; Blenniidae
Gene: araf
Product: A-Raf proto-oncogene, serine/threonine kinase
Exons: 16
Coding region: 144-1973 (609 amino acids)
Biological process (GO): MAPK cascade; protein phosphorylation
Cellular component (GO): mitochondrion; cytosol
Molecular function (GO): MAP kinase kinase kinase activity; ATP binding
Source: RefSeq, a predicted model, not a curated record